Molecule: messenger RNA, 1251 nt
Organism: Nicrophorus vespilloides
Lineage: Eukaryota; Metazoa; Arthropoda; Insecta; Coleoptera; Silphidae
Gene: Tap42
Product: immunoglobulin-binding protein 1b
Exons: 2
Coding region: 89-1111 (340 amino acids)
Biological process (GO): regulation of signal transduction; regulation of dephosphorylation
Cellular component (GO): cytosol
Molecular function (GO): protein phosphatase 2A binding
Source: RefSeq, a predicted model, not a curated record
UCACUUGUGCACAAUAUCAGGUAAUGUCAGUAUUUGUAGGAAUGUGUCAGUUUGUUUUGAUUCGUACAAUAUCAAAUUAACAGUGAAGAUGGCCAGCAGUGAAGAUAAAAAUAAAUCCCUGUCAGCAUUAUUCCAAGAGGGCUUAGAUCUCUUCAACAAUUUGGGAAAGAUUGACGAGCCAACGAACAGCCCAAAUGUUCAAAUCAACAUUAAAAAAGCCAUGCACAUAUUAGAGGACUCGACAAGGUUAGUCUCGAUGGCUAGUAUUUUCAGUAGCAAUGAGAGAAUCGAUGAGGUGCCAACUGAACACAUUCAGUAUUUUCUUCUGCCUGCCCUAUUGGGAACUUUGUCAUUGAAAUUAACUUCGGGUGACAGAAAAGAUAUAAUCAACACAGCAGAAGUGUAUUUCAAAGAUUUCUUAAGUCGAUGUAAUAACUAUGGGUUAAGUAAUUAUAAAUUUAAAGAGGAAUGUCAAGAUCUGCAAGCAAAUCGUAGUGAGUUUCAGGACAUUGCACAUUCAGUGAACACAAGAUCCACGAAAAUUCAGAGAUUCAAAGAGCAGAAAGUGCUGAAGGAGAACUUGGAAGAUUUGAAAAAGAAUAUGAACAAUGAAAGUGUAGAUGAUGAGAUCAAAAGAAACUACUUCUUGACAAUGAUUAAGUUGUAUAUCUAUGAGGCAAUUGAUGAACUGAAUUGCAUAGAUAUGGAAAAACCUAUUUUGGAGCAUAUGGAGAAGAUGGGAAACGAGAAGCCAAAACCAAAGAUACCAGUGAAGCCUCUGAGACCAAUAAUCAUAACGAAAGAUGAAAUGCAGAAAGCAGUGUUUGGCGCUGGUUAUCCAUCAUUGCCCUCAUUUACUGUCCAGGAGUUCUACGAUCAACGCAUAGCUGAUGGUGUUUUCCCGAAUCCAACUAAACCUAAACAGGGGCCUAUGUCGAUGCAGGAAGCCGCAUUGGCUGGUAUCGAUUUAAAUGCUGAUGAAAGAGAGGCCAUGGAAAAGGAGCAGUUGGAAGAGGCGGACGAUCCGGAGAAUAUUGCUAGGAUGAGAGCUAAGGAUGAGUUUAAAGAUGAACACAGAAGAGGUUGGGGCAACAGGAUGAACAGAAGUUGAAUCAACACCAUCUCGCGAGGAUUAACAUGCGCAGCAUAUUUAAUACUUAACAUAUGUAAAUAUAUGCUACAUACUUAUAAUACUGCAUAUUACAGUAACAAUAAAAUUAAGAGAUUACAUAUUGUGUAAAAUGGGUUGCC